Molecule: messenger RNA, 2271 nt
Organism: Osmia bicornis bicornis
Lineage: Eukaryota; Metazoa; Arthropoda; Insecta; Hymenoptera; Megachilidae
Gene: ringer
Product: tubulin polymerization-promoting protein homolog
Exons: 4
Coding region: 409-1089 (226 amino acids)
Biological process (GO): microtubule polymerization; microtubule bundle formation; positive regulation of protein polymerization
Cellular component (GO): microtubule
Molecular function (GO): tubulin binding
Source: RefSeq, a predicted model, not a curated record
CUUAGCAUUUUAAUCGUUUCGUCCGUGUAGAAGCGAGCCGUUUUGUUGGAACAGAACCCUACGGGGUCUCGUUUCGGCUCCAGGCAAGGGUGCAACGCAGUUUCAAAGAUAUAUUGAGAGGGUGACUGCGUGCACCCUGAACGGGGAGAUCGAUAUAACACAUGCGCCCUGCGGCACAGAUUCAACAGCUUUUCAACUUGUACACAAACCAGUGUUCUCUCUUCUCUCUCGUCAUCUGCUCACUCGUUUUUUAUUCUCGCGAAAAAUCAGUGGAAUUGUCAAAAAUUACUGAAUUCCACAUCCAUUCGUAGAGUGAUUGUCUGUAUCUGGUCAUUCGAAACCAAUUACGUGUAAUUAACAUCGAGAUUCUAAAAUUAUUUUCGCGAAAACCUCUCAUAAGGUAUAAGGAUGCAAGCGGAGAAGACGGAGAACGAGACAAACGAUGCAAAGGUAGAAAUGAACGAGGUGGAAAGCGAAAAGAACGAGACGAAAGUGGAGAAAAACGGGUCUAGCGAUGAAACCGUGACGACGAAAGCGGCGAAUUUGAAGAUCGACGAUGAGACCGGCAGCUCGACGCCCAGCAGUCCUGGCGCCACUCAGUCUGGCAGUUUUUUGGCGAAUUUCAAGGCGUUCUCGAAAUUCGGUGACCCGAAAAGCGACGGAAAAUUGAUCAACCUUAGUCAAAGCGACAAAUGGAUGAAACAGGCGAAGGUGAUCGAUGGAAAGAAGAUCACUACCACAGAUACAGGGAUCUAUUUUAAGAAACACAAAUCCAUGAAACUGGGUAUAGAACAGUACAAAGCGUUUUUGGAAGAGUUGGCGAAGAGUAAGAAGGUCGACUUGGCGGAAAUGAAGAAGAAAAUGGCGAACUGCGGUUCUCCUGGAGUAACUAGUGGCGCUGGUGCUGCUGGAAAAGCUGCGUCCACGGUGGACAGAUUGACAGACGUGAGCAAGUACACCGGUUCCCACAAGCAACGAUUCGACCAGACCGGAAAGGGCAAAGGUAUCGCUGGUCGAAAGGAUCUGCCCGAUCAGUCCGGUUACGUGCAGGGUUACCAGAACAAAGACACCUACAAUAAGGCUCACUAGUCCCUGAUCGCGUUCUUCUGUGAUGUCUUCGAUACUCUGUUGUCCCGUCCACGCACUUCACACGAAACGCAUCGCGUUGUCGCGUUCUUGCCCCGUCUUCGCGGUCGUUCUUCCAUCGCAGCUCGUUUCGAACGAAACUACAGCUGACAAUCGAAUAGGGAACGAUGUGAGAUUCACGCGUAUCUCUUCGCGAACCAACGAGACGAAGGUACGAAAGAAACAUCGACAGAUUACGUUUUCAUAGAUGAUUCGACCACAUGGAAAUAUACUCGGGAGAUGGUCUCAGGACGCGAUUCGUGGACUUUGUACACGAUCUUUUUUACUGUUUCAAGGUUCGUUUAAAACACUUUCGAAGACCGUUGCAGAUACAAAGUUCGCGUGACGUAAAAAAGGCUGGUCAGAAUGAAAUAAUCGUUUCCUUUCGUACACAACGUGAUCCACAUAGAAACGAGCCGAAUGACGAAAUCGAAGUUGCAGAGCAGACUAUCGCAUACUCUUCCAAUACGCUUCGAAGAUACUCUCGAGCGUGCUUGACGCAGAAGCUACUUUCGAUCGUGAAGCAGAUAACAUGUACAAUUAAAAUGGUAUACCGGAAAUCGUGCGCGAUUUAUUCUUACGAUAUUUGCAUUGAAUACGUAAUAGAUUAAAGUGUACUUACUUAAAAAUCGUGGCCGCCUGCGCGAUGGCGGUGAGCUUAAGACCAAAAUCCGUAACUCGGUACUAACUAUUCGAGACAUUCAAGCGAAGUCUAACGCGUAAUUAUUAUUCACUCUUUUCGAAGACACCUUUGCGAGAGCGAUAGAAGUUUUUUUUUUAUAUUGAAAAAGGUUUGUUUGAUUUUUUUUUAAUUUUCAUUCGAGAUAGACGCACCCCGUGCGUCAUUCAAUUAAGAUUGAUAAAUUGCGACAUAGAAUUACCAAACCUUCAAUUGGUAAAAAAAAUGCAAUAAUUACGAGGUGCAAUAACUCGAGACAUAAUCUGUAAUAAUAAAAUAAAAGACUUAAGGAUCUCGAAUGAAUUAACAUAAGCUUUUUGAAAAUAGCUUUCGCAGUAAUGUCUUCAACGCAUUAAUAACGCACUUAAAAAGUUUUCUCUAAUCGAUGUACACUAUUUGAAGGGAUCGAUGUUCUCCCGAACGUUGAUGGCCCAAUUAUUUCGAACAAUAAAGACGAGUUGAACGAA